Messenger RNA from Patella vulgata (common limpet), 682 nucleotides. Its product is annotated as 40S ribosomal protein S16. NCBI's taxonomy places the organism in Eukaryota, Metazoa, Mollusca, Gastropoda, Patellidae. Gene Ontology annotation, molecular function: RNA binding; structural constituent of ribosome. Bases 157 to 645 code for a protein of 162 amino acids. Gene Ontology annotation, cellular component: ribosome; cytosolic small ribosomal subunit. The transcript has 6 exons. The record is from RefSeq and is a predicted model, not a curated record. Gene Ontology annotation, biological process: maturation of SSU-rRNA from tricistronic rRNA transcript (SSU-rRNA, 5.8S rRNA, LSU-rRNA); translation.
UGACAUUUAACUGACAAAUACUUUAUAAGCGUAGAUGUGUGUUAAAUUAAAGAAAGGCAACUGAAGGUGUCGUGUUCGAGAGUAUAAAGUCGUGUAACGGAAGUGGAGACCCCAAGUAACUUCCUUUUCCUCUUUCGCCGUGAUAAAAAUAAAACCAUGGCUCCUACCACUGGUGUCCCUGCAAGCGGCCUAAAAGCCGCGGCGAAAGCCAAAGUUCCCGUACAAUCGGUUCAAGUUUGUGGUAGAAAGAAAACUUCAAUAGCUGUUGCUUACUGUAAACGAGGAUCCAAAUCUACUUUAAGAAUCAAUGGCAGACCUCUUGAACAGAUGGAGCCUGAAUGUCUUCGUGUCAAGCUGAUGGAACCUAUGUUGCUCCUCGGUAAAGAAAGAUUUGAUGGAUUAAAUAUCAGAGUACGAGUAAAGGGAGGUGGUAUCAUUGCACAAAUCUAUGCUAUCAGACAAGCUGUAGCUAGAGCUAUUGUAGCAUUUUAUCAGAAAUACGUAGAUGAAGCUAGUAGAAAGGAGAUUAAGGAUAUAUUACUUCAAUACGACAGAAAUUUAUUGAUUGGUGAUCCUCGUCGUUGUGAGAUGAAGAAGUUCGGUGGACCUGGUGCUCGUGCUCGUUACCAGAAAUCUUACCGUUAAAUAUUACUGUAAAAAUAAAAAAAAUCUGAGCAUCUUA